Molecule: messenger RNA, 2190 nt
Organism: Brienomyrus brachyistius
Lineage: Eukaryota; Metazoa; Chordata; Actinopteri; Osteoglossiformes; Mormyridae
Gene: nit1
Product: nitrilase 1
Exons: 6
Coding region: 507-1451 (314 amino acids)
Molecular function (GO): hydrolase activity, acting on carbon-nitrogen (but not peptide) bonds, in linear amides
Source: RefSeq, a predicted model, not a curated record
GCCUGCAACAAUAGGCUAAUGGCUUACUAGAUACUCCUGUUUUCAUUUCGAUUUUAAAUUAUUUAAAUUCAGACGCAGACGAUAAUGUUACAUGGGAUAUAUAAUUAUUAAAUCGCUUAUAUAAGUUUUCAUAGUUGCCUAGAGAUCUUUUUAUUGGUUAAUGAUUGGGAAGUUUAUCCUAGAGCAAAGUUGCUGGUGCUCAGCAAAGUCAGUGGGUGCCGAGCGCGUACUUGCUAUUAAUUCUGUAUUAUUUGUAUAUUUCACAUUUGGUAGCUAUUGCCGUUUUCUAAACAAGCACCGUUCCCUACGGUUCGUCCGGCAGAUAGCUCAGGUUUGCAGAAAACUGGGUGAUCUUUGUCGCUCUAUGGGGCCUAAUAUUUGUAAUGUUUACAAGAUUAAUGAUGAUAUCCAGUUGUUUUGUAUUUGAAUUGAAAUCGUACAAAGUGCAACAGUUCGUGAAUAAUAAGUUGUAGCACCUGCGAAUUACGGCUUAUCAGACAUUGUCAAUGCUACUGUUCAGAACGAUUUUGCAGCCCCGGGCGUUGUAUUUGCGUUAUCAGUCAAGCUGGGGUUUUUGCUUAAUAAGGAAGUGCAGGAUGUCCUCAGUCCCAUUGGCUGCAAUUUGUCAGGUGACCUGUACACCUGAUAAGGAAGCCAACUUUGCUGCUUGCAUGCGAUUGGUGGAGCAGGCAAAGGAAGGCGGAGCUAGCAUGGUCUUUCUCCCAGAGGGAUUUGAUUACAUAGGAUCUAACCAAGAAGAGACCCUGAAGCUGUCAGAGAGCCUGCAGGGGAACACCAUCUCACGCUACACCCAGCUUGCCAGAAAACUGGGUAUUUGGCUUUCUCUGGGGGGCUUUCAUGAAAGAGGGGAAGACUGGGAGACAGACAGGCGGAUCUACAAUAGUCACAUCAUCAUUAACGACACGGGCAGCAUUGUGUCGGUGUACAGAAAGGGCCACCUGUUCGAUGUGGAGCUGACAGGAAGAGGUGUUUCUCUGAAGGAGAGUUCCUUUACUAUACCUGGACACAGUCUGAUGCCCCCAGUUCAAAGCCCAGUUGGAAAGGUUGGCCUGGGUGUAUGCUAUGACCUUCGAUUUCCAGAACUCUCUCUGGCUCUCCUGCGGCACGGAGCAGAGAUUUUGACCUAUCCAUCAGCCUUUACUGUGGCAACAGGUGCUGCCCAUUGGGAGGUGCUGCUUCGUGCUCGGGCCAUUGAGACUCAGUGUUUUGUCAUGGCCGCUGCCCAGGUUGGGUGUCAUCAUGCUAAACGCAGCUCAUACGGUCAUGCCUUGGCAGUGGACCCCUGGGGAGAGGUGCUGGGUGACUGUGGAGCAACAGAACCAGGUUUGGCUCUGGUGGAGAUCGACCUGCAGAAGCUCAGAGACACCAGAAGGAAUAUGCCUCUGCAGCAGCAUCGGCGAGAUGCAGAGUUCUACUGCAGUCUGGACUGAGACAAAAAGCUCCACAUAAAAUCAGCAGACUCUGUGCAUUAUCUUGCGAAUCACAAAGCACCUCACAUAUGGUUGUGGUGUCAGACUUCCCCAGAAAUAUUUAAUCCAGUCUUGUGUUCGUAGCAUUGUAGAUUGUUAAUCGGGGAUUGAUACAGAACAAUGAAUCAAUUAUGUGGACUGUGAUUACAUCACAUUGAUUUAAUUUACUGACGUGAAGAAGCCUUUUCACUUAUGUGAGAUUCAAAAUGGACAGUUUGCUGCAUUUAGGAACAAAUGUGCUGCUUGCUUAUUAGCAAAGAAAGUGACAUUUGGUGAAAAAGACGAGAGACAAUAUUUUUGUGAAUCAUAUAAUUCAGUUCCCGCUUAAGCUGUGCACUCUCUCGCGAGGUACAUUUUUCAGUAUAUAAAUGUGCUAUUUGUUUUUCAGUUGGUUUUACACAUUUAGAAUAUUCUUGUUUUACGUUUUUUCAUUAUCAAAAAAUAAUGAAAAUACACAUGACUUUAGAUGGAUCUUCAGAUAUCUGGAACAUUCCAAAAUUCUACAGCACUUUUCUUUCUGAUUUUCUAUAUGAAGCCAAUAUAUUUAUUCGUCAGUGUUAUAACAGGAGUUACCCCCUGGUUCCCAGAAGCCCGUCAAAUUAUAACUACAGAAAAACAAAUGUUAAUUAUUUUCUCCCAGCAAAGCUAGGACCCUGGUUAGCAGUUGGAUGAUUAUACAGAAAUAAAAUUCAUAUUUCAG